This is a messenger RNA of Suhomyces tanzawaensis NRRL Y-17324, 627 nucleotides long. Its product is annotated as aminoacyl-tRNA hydrolase. The transcript has a single exon. The record is from RefSeq and is a predicted model, not a curated record. The coding region runs from base 1 to 627 and encodes 208 amino acids. Gene Ontology annotation, molecular function: peptidyl-tRNA hydrolase activity. NCBI's taxonomy places the organism in Eukaryota, Fungi, Ascomycota, Pichiomycetes, Serinales, Debaryomycetaceae.
AUGUUACUUCGAAACGUCUUCAACUCCUACUUCGUUCCCAUCCGGGCAAAUACCUUGGGGGCUCGGCGGGAGCUCUUCAUUGCGUCUAUUGGAAAUCCCGAACCCGAGUACCAAUCCACCCGCCACAACGUGGGUCAUAUGUUCUUCGACUACCUAACCGCCAGGUGGGCCAGUCAUCUUACUUCCAACGGAGAGUACUACAUCUCGUCCAAGUACCCGAAAGUGGUGCUCUUCAAGUCGUCAAAGUCAUUCAUGAACCUCCAGGGCCGCCCUAUCUCCAAGCAUUAUAGAAAGCAUGGUACGUCUUUGGUGAUUAUUCACGAUGAGCUCCAGAUCGACUUGGGAAAGCUCCAGAUAAGAAAACCCGGCACCAGUGCUCGUGGACACAAUGGGUUGAAGUCCAUCAACUCGCAUCUCCCCAACACGUAUACCAAGGUGGCUAUUGGCAUUGGGCGUCCGCUAGACAAGUCGCAGGUGCUCAAACAUGUCCUCGGCAAGUUCAGUGCUCUGGAGAUGGACAAGUUGGACGAAGUCUUUCCUAGAGCCUUGCGUGAAUUGGAGAAGCUCAUUGAAAGCGCCAGCGACCAGCAAGAGAAGAGAGAAGACGGGAACGUCUCAUCGCACUGA